UUUUGCUAUAUUUGAUAAAUUCUUUCGAGGCGGAAAGGAGCAGCAGGGAACAGAGAGGGAGAGAGAGAGGUGUCUGAUUGUCUCCGUCAACUUGCCACCGGCGUUGAAGAAUUCUCCACUUUCCGAUCGACGGCGGUGAUCGAUCUGUAAAUGCCAUGAAAGAAUUCGUAAAACCUUUCCAUGUAUUCCGUUUUCGGAUAAUUACAAUUCCUUGUAUUAUCUAUUUUGAUUAAAUUCUCUCUCUCUCUCUCGUCUCUGCUCCCCCCACUCUCCCAUUACCUGCAUUAUCUGCCAUAAUACGACGACGUCGCAGUUGCACCUUCUGGCUUCCCUCAGUCUCCGCCGCGACUUUGCCUUUACAGCCAAGAAAGAAAGAUUUCAGAGGCUAGACUCAAUAUAGUUUAGAUGGAGGACAAGGAAAAGUUGCACAAUGAAUCCAAUACCAAACAGCACGAGUCCAAGGAGGAUCAAACUGGGCAGCUACCUCAAUUGGAAACCAACGAUCAAGUUAUGAGACAUGUUACUGUGAUCAACCCGCCUACUCAUGAGGCAAAUGUUGCUGAUGUUAAAGUCAAUGAGGCUCUUCUUAGUGAUGUGCCCAUACAACACAAGGACAAUGCCAGCAAUGCCAGUGUUAGGAAUCAGCUCAAAACUGUAGAUAAACAAGUGGGAGUAGGGGAGUUGAAGAAUGGGUUGAACGAUACCGAGAUGGUUGAGGCUGAGGAAUCUGGGGAUGGGACACCAUCGCAGCAAGCAGCAUUUACGAAGGAGGUGGAAAGUUUCUAUAGGGAGAAUGCCUUAGAGUUUAAGGCCCCAAAGUUUUAUGGAGAGCCGCUGAAUUGCCUUAAGUUAUGGAGAGCUGUUACUAGAUUGGGUGGCUAUGACGUGGUGACUGCAUCAAAGUUGUGGCGGCAAGUAGGAGAGUCCUUCCAUCCCCCCAAGACGUGCACAACAGUAUCUUGGACAUUCCGCAUAUUUUAUGAGAAGGCACUUUUGGAAUAUGAGAAGCAUAAGAGGAAAUAUGGUGAGCUUCGACUUCCUGUGGGACCCAUCACUCAAUCUGCAAGUGUUGAGAAGGAGGCAAGUGCUCAUCAAGCUCUUGGAUCAGGCAGGGCACGAAGAAAUGCUGCAGCUCGUGCAAUGCAGGGUUGGCAUGCACAGCGUCUUGUUGGAUAUGGUGACGUUGCCGAGCCUAUUAUUAAGGACAAGCACUUGAGUUCUACCCCAAAGCGUGAAAAGAGUCUUAAAAGCAUUGGUUCGGUUAAACACAGGCCACCAACAAACAUGGAGCUUGCAACUACAAAUAUUGAGGCAGAUAAGCAGAUAGUCACGACUGUUGUUGAUCUUGGACCUCCAGCUGAUUGGGUGAAGGUCAAUGUACGAGAAACUAAAGAUUGCUUUGAGGUAUAUGCUUUGGUUCCUGGUCUUCUGCGUGAGGAGGUCCGAGUUCAAUCAGAUCCAGCUGGACGUCUUGUUAUAACAGGUCAACCAGAGCAGAUUAACAAUCCUUGGGGUAUUACACCAUUUAAGAAGGAGUCGGAUCCUUUCCCAAUCUUGCUCGAGUUACCAAAAGUGCAGGUUGGAUCUCAGGUUGGUUGGGUUUGUCCAAACCAAUGCCGACUCCAACGAUGGUUGUGAGCUUACCUGGCAAAAUUGAUCCGCUCCAAACAUCUGCUGUGGUUAGCCUGCAUGGGCGGUUAUUCGUGCGUGUUCCUUUUGAACAGUGAUCGCUUUGAAAUUUCAUCUCAUGGAUCAGCUGAAUAAUUUUUUAGGGUGUUUGCAAUAUUUUUCCUCUUUUUUUUCUUUUGGGGUUGUGAAAUAAUGUUGCAACUAGUUGGUGUUAAUUCAUGCUAGUUUAUCAACUUCAGUGCUAAUUUAUUAGCUAGUUAGAUUGAUUUACUGCUGCUCGUCGAUGUCGAGUUGCAAAUAACCCAUUUCAAUGUGUUAUAAAUUCCGACUCUCCUCUAGAUCUUGUUUUUUAUGUAUCCAACAAUAGACUAAACAAAUUAGAGAAUAACUACAAACGCACAAUUGAUUCGAUAA
Molecule: messenger RNA, 2043 nt
Organism: Pyrus x bretschneideri (Chinese white pear)
Lineage: Eukaryota; Viridiplantae; Streptophyta; Magnoliopsida; Rosales; Rosaceae
Product: AT-rich interactive domain-containing protein 5
Exons: 15
Coding region: 406-1638 (410 amino acids)
Biological process (GO): regulation of transcription by RNA polymerase II
Cellular component (GO): nucleus
Molecular function (GO): DNA binding
Source: RefSeq, a predicted model, not a curated record